AUGCUGAUUUGGAAUGAUUAUUGUGAAAGUAAAGAAGAUGGGCAUAGGCAUUUUAGAAGCAAUCUGUUAUUAUUUUUUGUGGAAAUGGAAUUACUUAAUAGUGUAUUAAAUGAAAUAAUCUUUGCAGAAAUGAAUAAUUUUGAUUUAAAAUAUGAAAGCGAAGAAAAUGAAAUAGAAAUCUCAAACCCUACACCAAAUAGCAUUACUAUGACUCUUCAGGACUUUGUAGAUCUAUCAGAUCUUAUCUUUGGAAUAAAUAAUAGUCAAGAGGAACCUAUUUUGACUAGCAAAGAAAAAAUAAAUAUGGAAUUUGAAAGUAGUUCUUUGGUUCAGGAUAUAUUGAAUGAUAGUGAUUUAAAUGAAUAA
Molecule: messenger RNA, 366 nt
Organism: Cetraspora pellucida
Lineage: Eukaryota; Fungi; Glomeromycota; Glomeromycetes; Diversisporales; Gigasporaceae
Source: the annotation of a GenBank genome assembly